This is a messenger RNA of Mollisia scopiformis, 573 nucleotides long. RefSeq lists its product as uncharacterized. The coding region runs from base 1 to 573 and encodes 190 amino acids. The transcript is spliced from 3 exons. Gene Ontology annotation, molecular function: peroxiredoxin activity. NCBI's taxonomy places the organism in Eukaryota, Fungi, Ascomycota, Leotiomycetes, Helotiales, Mollisiaceae. The record is from RefSeq and is a predicted model, not a curated record.
AUGCGUCUGCCAUAUGUUGAUGCCACCGACCCCAACGCCUUCACGACCCCAGAAGAAAGCGCAAUUGUUGCCCGGGUCCGCGAACGUCGUGCCCCUCGCCCGCUACAGCCGCUUGAUCUGACAUUGCUUCAUUCUCCCGCCGUGGCAGAUGGAUGGAAUAGCUUCCUCGGCGCUGUUCGUACCAAGACAAGUCUCGCUGACGAUGUACGGGAGAUAGCUAUUUGCAGAGUGGCAGUGAUUAAUGAAGCUUGGUACGAGUGGGGACAUCACGCUCCUUUGGCAAAGGCCGGAGGUGUCUCUGAAGACGGGAUGAAGAUACUCGAGGAAUCAGUGCUGUCUGGAAAGAAGGGUGCCGAAUUGACCGAGAAGCAGUGGGCAGUUGUGCAUUAUACAGAUGCUAUGACCAGGGAUGUGGCUGUUAAGGACGAUAUCUUUGCGGAACUCAAGAAGCAUUUCUCUGAACAGGAGGUUGUGGAAGUUACGGCUACGGUCGCAGCAUAUAACUGCGUCAGCCGGUUCCUCGUGGCAUUGGAUGUGGGAGAGAAGAACGGAGUAAAAAGCCAAGCCCAUUAA